Musa acuminata AAA Group (dessert banana) is the source of this 1458-nucleotide messenger RNA. RefSeq lists its product as uncharacterized. NCBI's taxonomy places the organism in Eukaryota, Viridiplantae, Streptophyta, Magnoliopsida, Zingiberales, Musaceae. The transcript has 2 exons. The record is from RefSeq and is a predicted model, not a curated record. The coding region runs from base 212 to 1369 and encodes 385 amino acids.
AUCUUGAGGACCAUCACCUCUCUUCCUCUGCUCCCCCACACCAUUCUUUACUGAGCUGCUGUCACCAAAAUUAUCUUGCUGAUUGAUUACCUGCGAACACCAAUUCUUCCUUUUGCAGAUUCACCGGAAGGGAGAUAAAUACUCAUCACCUUACUGCACCGAAAGCUCUCCUCUGCCUUCUCCUUUGACAUACCGCAAGGACUCUCAUCCAAUGGCAGCAGAAACAGGGAGGCUCAACGAACCCAUCAAACAGACCCAACGAGUAGCAGCAUGCCCUUCUUCCGCGGGAUCCCUCCGAGGCUUCUUCUCUUGUGAGCGUCGCCGAGCAGGAGAAGUAAGGAAGAGCAGGCGCAAGAGGAUGGGGUGCUCCGGGUCUUUCUGCAGGUCGAAGGAUCUUCAGCGGCCCGAGGCGUCGCUACCCGAGCCUUGCAAGAGGCGGGCGUCGGUCAGUGGCCGCACCGCCACCGAGAGAUCGAGAAAGAUGCCGCUUACUGAGAUCAACAAUGCGGUCUCCACUUCCUUGGCUUCCGUAGCCGUCUCGCCUGCUUCCGUAGGCGUCUCCUCUUCGUCUUCUCCGCUCGGUGGGUCGUUCCGAGGAAUGAACCUGGGGAGGCUCUCCGGCUGCUACGAGUGCCACAUGGUGGUGGAUCCAAUAAAUGGGACGCCCAGGUAUUCUUCCGUGAGGGCUACCAUCUCUUCCUGCCCUGACUGCGGAGAAAUCUUCAUGAAAGCCGACAGCUUGGAGCUUCAUCAGGCCGUCAGACAUGCAGUGUCGGAGUUGGGGCCUGAGGACACCGGUCGGAAAAUAGUCGAGAUCAUAUUCCAAUCGAGUUGGCUCAAGAAAAGAACACCAGCUUGCAGAAUAGAGAGGAUCCUCAAAGUCCGCAACACUUCCAAGACGAUGGCGAGGUUCGAGGAUUACCGGGACUCCAUAAAGAGCAAAGCCAGCAAGCUCGCGAAGAGGCAUCCGAGAUCCACCGCCGACGGCAACGAGCUUUUGAGGUUUCACUGCACAACCUUCAGGUGCACCCUCGGCUUGAACGGAGCCACCAACCUGUGCGACUCGAUUCCGCAGUGCAGCCUCUGCAGCAUCAUAAGGGACGGAUUCAAAGCGGAUGCGGCGGGGAGCAUACGAACCAUGGCCACGAGCGGGAGAGCGCAUGAUGCGGAGCACGUCACGUCGGAGAACGAGAGGAUUGCGAUGCUGGUGUGCAGGGUCAUAGCAGGCAGAGUGAGGAGGAGCCAGGAAGCGGAAGAGGAGUACGAUUCGGCGGCUGGGACAGCAGGAGCUCACUCGAAUCUCGAUGAGAUGUUUGUGUUCAACCCGAAAGCCAUUCUGCCUUGCUUUGUUGUAAUCUACAGAUGCUGAUCACUGCAAUCGAUUGCAUAUGAUUUAGUUCCAACACAUAUCUUGAGUCGCAACAACAAAGAUUAGUCUACAAUAACUACUUGGAUUCA